Polyodon spathula (Mississippi paddlefish) is the source of this 1409-nucleotide messenger RNA. Its product is annotated as WD repeat-containing protein 92-like. Gene Ontology annotation, molecular function: ubiquitin binding. The transcript has 8 exons. The record is from RefSeq and is a predicted model, not a curated record. Bases 151 to 1227 code for a protein of 358 amino acids. Lineage: Eukaryota; Metazoa; Chordata; Actinopteri; Acipenseriformes; Polyodontidae.
UUGUCUACUGAAACACUAAGUAAAUAUAACACCGGAGGGUUUUGAAGUCUUCUUAGUUAUUGUAGCUAACUUGUCGCUUAGGUUUUAAACGAUUUAUUUAUUCAUUUUUACAAAUAUUUUUUAAACAGAGUACCAUAUCAUAGAGAAGCCAUGUCGACCCCACUAGAGAAGCCACAGAUUAUAUCUCACAUCCAGAAAGGUUUAAACUAUACGGUUUUUGACAGCAAAUGGAUCCCCUGUAGCGCGAAGUUUGUAUGCAUGGGAAACUUUGCAAGAGGCACAGGAGUGAUACAGAUCUACGAGGUUCAACAAGGGGAGGUGCAGCUUAUCAAAGAGAUUGAAAAAGCCAAGCCUUUUAAAUGUGGCACCUUUGGAGCCACUUCACUGCAAAAGAGGCAUCUGGCAACUGGGGAUUUUGGGGGAAACCUUAAUAUUUGGAACCUUGAAGCUCCAGAGAUCCCAGUUUAUUCAGUGAAAGCACAUACAGAAAUUGUAAACACUAUUGAUGGUGUAGGAGGUCUGGGUAUUGGGGAUGGAGCUCCUGAAAUUGUAACUGGGAGCAGAGAUGGUACAGUAAAGGUGUGGGACCCAAGGCAGAAAGACACUCCUGUUGCUAAUAUGGAACCAAUAGAAGGAGAAACAAAGAGAGACUGUUGGACUGUAGCAUUUGGUAACGCCUGCAAUGACCAGGAUCGAUGCGUCUGUGCUGGGUAUGAUAAUGGCGAUAUUAAACUUUUUGAUCUGAGGAACAUGUCGGUAAGAUGGGAAACAAACAUAAAAAAUGGGGUAUGUUGUGUUGAGUUUGACAGGAAAGACAUCAAUAUGAACAAACUUGUUGCCACAUCACUAGAAGGAAAAUUUCAUGUUUUUGACAUGAGGACCCAACACCCAACCAAAGGCUUUGCUUCAGUCUCUGAAAAGGCUCAUAAAUCUACUGUCUGGCAGGCAAGACACUUGCCACAGAACAGAGACAUCUUUAUGACGGCAGGAGGAGCAGGAAGCCUUCAUCUUUGGAAAUAUGAGUACCCGGCUCAAAGAAGUAAGAAGGAUGCAGAUGGGAUUGAAAUGGGAGUCGCAGGGUCCGCCAGUCUUCUGCAGAAUGUUACGUUGUCAACACAGCCUAUUGCAAGUCUAGACUGGAGUCCUGAUAAACAGGGCCUUUGUGUCUGCUCAGCGUUUGACCAAACUGUGAGGGUCCUUAUUGUUACUAAACUCAACAGAGUUUAGACAGUGACAGUGCAAAGUGUAUUUAUGUAAUCUUUAUGUUUUCAUUAUCUUAAGUAAGCUCGUUAGAAGCACACAUCUUAAAUAAUGAUGAGAAGGCAUGUUGUUAAUUUUUUAUUUGUUUUUUUCCACGCAAACAGUACAUUUGUAAACCAUACAGCCUGUACCUAAUAGAAACCUAUAGA